Molecule: messenger RNA, 1434 nt
Organism: Plenodomus lingam JN3
Lineage: Eukaryota; Fungi; Ascomycota; Dothideomycetes; Pleosporales; Leptosphaeriaceae
Source: RefSeq, a predicted model, not a curated record
AUGACCAAACAACAUUUCCCCACUUGGAAUCACGCCUCCAACCCGCUGUGCCUGUGCCUGUGCCUGUGUUGGUGCUGGUGCUGGUGCUGGUUCCAAUGUCGCGGACGCGCUUCAGGUGUUGCGAGGCGCCAUGUCCGCCAAGACACGUUUCAACCCCCUCGCCCCGUCCUUGCAACCUUGGAUCCCGCCUGGUUCAGCGCCAGACACCAAGUGACCACUGGCCAAACACCAAGUGACCACUGGCCAAACACCCCAAAGACUCCCAAGGGACGCAUGCAUGGAUGCCGGCGCUCCCCCACAUCCCCCAUCCAAACCACCCAUACCACCCAAAUCCAAAACAACAUCCAUCCAUCUGCUGCUGUUACCUACAUGUCGCUGCUAUCUGGCGGUCGCACCGCCAUUGCCAACAUGCCCGACGAGAUGCAGCUCUACGUUGACAAGCACGUCAGCUAUAUACAGAGUCUCGACUCGCGCAAAGACGAGCUCGAGUACUGGCUCACUGAACAUCUGCGUCUCAACGGCCUCUACUGGGGCUUGACUGCAUUGCAUCUUCUCGGCCGUCCAGAUGCGCUGCCCCGCAGUGACAUUCUCGACUUCGUCUUCUCGUGUCUGCAUGACACGGGUGGCUUUGGUGCUGCUCCAGGCCACGAUGCGCACAUGCUGUACACUGUCAGCGCCGUCCAGAUACUUGCCACCCUCGACGCAUGGCGAGAGCUGGAAGAUCGCGUACCAGGUGGCCGUCAAAAGAUUGGAAAGUACGCAGUCAUUGCAGACUUGCAAGAUCCACUUUCUGGCACAUUUGCUGGCGACGAAUGGGGCGAGCACGACACCCGCUUCUUGUAUGGAGCCUUGAAUGCCCUUUCGUUGAUGGGUCUGCUGCACUUGGUAAAUCUUGGCCAGGCCGUUCACUACGUCCACUCCUGUGCCAAUCUCGACGGCGGUUAUGGCACCAGCCCUGGUGCAGAAUCACAUUCAGGCCAGGUCUUCACCUGCGUGGGGGCAUUGGCAAUCGCCGGCAGACUGGACCUGGUGAAUCAGGAGAAGCUCGGCGCCUGGCUCAGUGAACGACAGCUCAAGAAUGGGGGCUUGAACGGUCGACCAGAGAAGAAGGAAGACGUGUGCUACAGCUGGUGGGUGAUGAGUAGCAUGGCCAUGCUCAACAAGCUGCAUUGGAUUGACGGCCAGAAAUUGGCCCGAUUCAUUUUACAAUGUCAGGAUCCGGAUCAAGGGGGACUCGCAGAUCGUCCUGGCGACAUGGUGGAUGUAUUUCAUACCUUGUUUGGCAUCGCCGGGCUGAGUCUCUUGAAUUAUCCUGGUCUCGAAGAGGUUGAUCCUGUAUACUGCAUGCCACGCGCUGUCACACGAAGAUGUCUUGGCCUGUCUGUCCUCGAUGUCCAACGCUUCAAUUCACAGCUCGCUUCUGCAGUCUCGUAG